This is a messenger RNA of Sugiyamaella lignohabitans, 315 nucleotides long. RefSeq names its product thioredoxin TRX1 (gene TRX1). Gene Ontology annotation, molecular function: protein-disulfide reductase activity. NCBI's taxonomy places the organism in Eukaryota, Fungi, Ascomycota, Dipodascomycetes, Dipodascales, Trichomonascaceae. Bases 1 to 315 code for a protein of 104 amino acids. The transcript has a single exon. The record is from RefSeq and is a predicted model, not a curated record.
AUGACUGUUAACCCUAUUACUUCUCUCAGCCAAUUCCAAGAGGAAAUCAAGUUCUCUGGCCUUACUGUCAUUGAUUUCUAUGCUACCUGGUGUGGUCCUUGUAAGAUGAUCUCACCUGUCCUCGACAGAAUCUCCGACGCUACUCCUUCUGCCCACUUUUUCAAGGUCGAUGUCGAUGCUGUUCCUGAUGUUGCUUCUGAGAAUGAGAUUUCUGCCAUGCCAACCUUAUUAUUCUUCAAGAAUGGUGUCAAGGUCGAGUCUGUUGUUGGUGCCAACAUUGCCAAGAUCAACGCUGUUGUCAAGGAUCUUGCUUAA